AGAAGUCCAAAGUCUUCUCCACCAGAACAAAUGAGACGCUCGCCACGCAAAUGUGACAUCAAGUCGCCUGUCAGCAACCUAAAUAAAUCUCCUCCCACUGCUACAACGUGCUUGGACACACUACACAUACAACACGAAAAGAUGUCAAUAGCCUCCACACCAUCUUCACCAACAAACCAGGCCGUGGAGAACGGCCGCAUACCAACGGCAGUAGCAAAUACGCCUACAUUACGAACAAUGUCCGAAACGUUUGUGGACUCAGAAGUAGAGACAAUUGACAAGAUCAGCGCCAUGAUUGCUAGCACUACAAAUGAAAGUACUCCGGUUGCAGAUGCGAAUAGUAAUUCUAGUAUCAAAAGUGUCGGCGAACGAGAGAGCAGCAUCCUCAGCAGUGGCGUUGUUCCGAGCCAAUUGCUGCCGCUGUUGCUGAACAUCCGCUCUGCUUUGGUUCAACAUCAAAACAUUGUCAAAGUCUACAGCAUCAUGCUCAGUGAUUCCUGA
This is a messenger RNA of Rhagoletis zephyria (snowberry fruit fly), 501 nucleotides long. RefSeq lists its product as uncharacterized. Lineage: Eukaryota; Metazoa; Arthropoda; Insecta; Diptera; Tephritidae. The record is from RefSeq and is a predicted model, not a curated record.